GGGACUGCCGCCGCCCUGCCCGCGAGAGCUGACACAGCCUGGCCUGGGCCAGCACAAGAAACAACCCCCCCUUCCCCGUCUGUCUGCCAGCCCUCGAUUCCGCUCCCCGGCGACGGACCUCUUUUUUUCCCAUCGAGAGAGCAACCUCCCCCCACCACCGUCGUCUGCCCGCUCCUCUGGACACGGACGCCCUCUCUGGCAUAGCAAACACCUCCCAUCUCCGCAUCGCCGGCCCUCAACGCCAAACCGCAGCACCUGCCCUGGUCGUGCCGACGACGUCUUGCCCACCAUGAACGCCGAAGCCAUUCGGAGUCGCAUCGUCGGCUCCCUCUCGGCCGACGCCAACGUGCGACGAGCUGCCGAGCUCGAACUCAAGGCGGCCGAGAGUCACGCCGGCUUCACCGAUGUCCUCGUCGAGAUCCUUGGCGCCGAGCCCCAGGAUGAUGUCCGCCUCUCGACUGUCAUCUACCUCAAGAACCGCACAAACCGCGGCUGGUCGAAAAGUGACCAUUACCCGGACGAGACGCUCAUUGCCGAAGAUGAGAAGCAACGGUUCCGUGACCGCAUUCUGCCCAUCCUGGCAGCCUCCCAGGGCCCGGCUCGGCAACAGAUUCUGCAGAUGAUCCAGCGCAUCUUGCACUUCGAUUUCCCCGGAAAGUGGCCCAACUUCAUGGACGUUACCCUGAAUCUGCUCCACGCGAACGACCCCUCCUCGGUGCUUGCUGGUCUCCAGUGUCUGCUCGUCACCUGCCGGGCCUACCGCUUCAAGGGAUCGCAAGACAACGGCCGAGCCGAGUUUGACAAGAUCGUGGAGGCCAGCUUUCCCCGACUACUCCAGAUCUGCCAGGAGCUUGUCAACCAGGAGAGCAAUGAGGCCGCGGAGAUGCUCCACAUUGCCCUCAAGGCAUACAAGCACGCAACAUGGCUCGAACUAUCCAGCUUCCUGCGCCAACACGAUGUCAAUAUCGGCUGGUGUACCAUCUUCCUGAACACCGUCUCCAAGGCCAUCCCCGCAGCUGCCAUGUCCGAAGAUCUCGACGAGCGUGAGCGACACCACUGGUGGAAGGCCAAGAAGUGGGCAUACUUCAAUCUCAAUAGACUGUGGAUCAGACACGGAAACCCUGCCAGUAUCACAUCAAAGGGCGACGACGUCACGAGAUUUGCGAAAGAGUUCGAGUCGACCAUCGCACCAGAAAUCCUCAAGCACUAUCUGCAGGAGAUUGAGAAAUGGGUCAGCAAGACUGCUUGGCUCAGCAAGCCUUGCUUGUCGUACACAUUGGUCUACUUGGAUGAGUGUUGCAGACCCAAGUCGAUGUGGACACAUCUGAAGCCUCACCUGACCAACCUCGUCACGCAUUUGGUCUUCCCCGUCAUGUGCCUUUCGGCCGAGGAUCUGGAGAAGUUCGAGGAUGAGCCGGAGGAGUACCUUCACCGCAAGCUGAACUUCUACGAGGAGGUCUCUUCGCCACAUGUCGCUGCCACGAACUUCCUCGUGACUCUGACCAAGGUCCGCAGAAAGCAGACCUUCGAGCUGCUGACCUUUGUCAACUCUGUCGUCAACGAGUACGAGCAGGCCGAGGAGGGAAAGAAGAACCAUGUCGCAAAGGAGGGUGCCAUGCGCAUGAUUGGCACGCUUGCACCGGUUCUGCUCGGCAAAAAGAGCCCUAUUGCCGACCAGGUCGAAUACUUCUUGGUCCGCUACGUUUUCCCCGAUUUCAAGAGUCCCCAAGGAUACCUACGCGCCCGGGCUUGCGACACCAUCGAGAAGUUUGAGCAGCUCAACUUCAAGGACCAGAACAAUCUGCUCGUCAUUUAUCAGAACAUUCUCAACUGCAUGGCCGACACCGAUCUUCCUGUCCGGGUCACUGCCGCCCUGGCUCUGCAGCCCCUCAUCCGUCACGACGUCAUCCGUACCAGCAUGCAGCAGUCUAUUCCGACCAUCAUGCAGCAGCUACUCAAGCUUGCCAACGAAUGCGACAUUGACGCUCUUGCCAACGUCAUGGAGGACUUUGUCGAGGUAUUCGCUGCUGAGUUGACGCCUUUCGCAGUUGCGCUUAGUGAGCAGCUGCGCGACACUUACCUCCGCAUCGUCCGUGAGCUCGUCGAAAAGAACGAUGCCCGCGCCGGUGACGAUGGAGACUAUGGUGACUACCUUGACGACAAGAGCAUCACUGCACUUGGUGUCCUGCAAACAAUAGGCACUUUGAUCCUGACGCUGGAGAGCACACCCGACGUUUUGCUCCACAUUGAGUCGGUCUUGAUGCCUGUCAUUCAAAUUACUCUCCAGAACAAGCUUUAUGACCUAUACAACGAAGUUUUUGAAAUCAUUGACAGCUGCACGUUUGCUGCCAAGGCUAUCUCGCCAACGAUGUGGCAGGCCUUUGAGCUCAUUCACGCCACCUUCAAGUCUGGCGCCGAGCUUUACCUUGAGGACAUGCUACCCGCCCUCGACAACUUUGUCCAGUACGGAGCUGGUGCCCUGGCUCAGAAGCCCGAGUAUGUCCAGGCUCUGUACGGAAUGGUGGAGGACAUGUUUUCCGACCCCAAGGUCGGCGGCGUUGACCGAAUCUGCGCGUGCAAGCUCGCCGAGGCCAUGAUGCUCAGCUUGCGUGGUAGCAUCGACCAGCAGGUCACUGGCUUCAUCAGCAUGGCCAUGAUGGUCCUCAACGGCAGUGACGUCAAGGUCAAGUCGUACAAAAUUCACCUGCUGGAAAUGGUCAUCAACGCCAUUUACUACAAUCCCAUCCUGGCCCUGCAGGUUCUCGAGAGUAAGCAGUGGACCAACAAGUUCUUCAGCCUGUGGUUCGGCAGCAUGGACAGCUUCAGCCGGGUCCACGACAAGAAGCUCUGCAUUGUUGCCAUUGUGUCGCUUCUGAACCUCUCGCCCGAUCAGAUCCCAGCAAGCGUUUCAACUGGCUGGCCACGCCUUCUGCAGGGCAUCACAACGCUCUUCAAGACGCUUCCCAGCGCCAUGAAGAACCGUGAAGAGGCCCUCAAGGACGACUUCUCGUUCGACCCAAGCAGCUACGACUACGAGGACGAGGAUGAGUGGGAUGGCGAUGAGGCCAACUGGGCUGCCGAGGAAGGUGGCGAUGAGGCCACCGAGGGCCGUGACGAGAGCACAGCUUACCUCGAAUUCCUCAACGAGGAGGCCGCCAAGUUCAGCCAGAUCGAGAAUACGUACAGAGAAGCCGAUGACUCGGAUGACGAGCUUGGUGAGGAUAGCGUCCUGCUUGAAUCGCCUCUGGACCGGGUCGAGCCUUACCAGCUGUUCCGUGGUGUUUUGAUGAAAAUGCAACAAGAGAACCCACAAUUCUACCAAGGCUUGGCGAGUCACCUUUCUGCCGAUGAGCAGGCCGUCGUCCAGCACGCUGUGGGCCAGGCUGAGACGGUCGCGGCCCAGCUCGCCGCCCAGGCGCAACAGGGUGAUGCUGCGAACGGCGGUGCUAGGUAAAGCCGUGAUGCGCUCCAAGGCGAGUUGAAGCGGCAAUGACGCCAUCUCCCGGUGUUGGUCCGGCAGGGAAGCCCUCUAUUGGGUGGUGGUGUCGGUGGUC
Microdochium trichocladiopsis is the source of this 3554-nucleotide messenger RNA. Its product is annotated as importin-7. Lineage: Eukaryota; Fungi; Ascomycota; Sordariomycetes; Xylariales; Microdochiaceae. Gene Ontology annotation, biological process: protein import into nucleus. Bases 290 to 3454 code for a protein of 1054 amino acids. The record is from RefSeq and is a predicted model, not a curated record. Gene Ontology annotation, cellular component: nuclear envelope; cytosol. Gene Ontology annotation, molecular function: small GTPase binding. The transcript is spliced from 7 exons.